Molecule: messenger RNA, 384 nt
Organism: Penicillium coprophilum
Lineage: Eukaryota; Fungi; Ascomycota; Eurotiomycetes; Eurotiales; Aspergillaceae
Exons: 4
Coding region: 1-384 (127 amino acids)
Source: RefSeq, a predicted model, not a curated record
AUGACCAACACGGCGUCACCAACCCCGUCUGAGUUCCAACCGGCUGAAACAACUCUCGAACAUGCUUACUACGGGCUCUAUGGCCAUUACUGGAAGGCUAGCAGGGAUAUUCCGCCAACCAAGUGGCUUCCAAAGAACAAGAAGCUCUGCGCUUGUGAUGACCAUCAGUCAACCCAAUGGCCAAUGGACCAUGCUGUCAUUACUGUUCCGCCCUGUGCCUACAAGUGUCCCUACUGCCCAAAGUUCGAUACUCUCGGUACCACUGACCCUCAGGUGGUGAAGCUCCGUGGGCAUAUUAAACGUGACCAUCUGAAGAAAAAUCCACAUGAAUUCCCUGGGCUCACUGUCACUCCGGGCAGAGUAACGAAAGCCCGCGCGCCGUGA